AAUUUAUGAUGGGGGGAAGCUAUGUUGAAGAUGAUUGGGAGUUAGCGUCGUCCGGAUCAGCUAGCGAGGUUCAGAUUUCAGCUAAUGAAGCUCGGACAGUGGUGUUGGUUGGACGUACUGGCAAUGGGAAGAGUGCAACUGGUAAUAGUAUUCUUGGGAAAAAGGUUUUUAAGUCGAGGGCUAGCUCGUCCGGUGUCACUUCCUCUUGUGAAAUGCAGACAGCUGAGCUGAGUGAUGGACAUAUUAUCAAUGUUAUCGACACUCCUGGAUUAUUUGAAGUCUCUGCUGGAUCUGAGUUUAUUGGGAAAGAAAUAGUCAAGUGCAUUGACUUUGCCAAGGAUGGUAUUCAUGCCAUCCUUGUGGUGUUAUCUGUCAGAUCACGAUUUAGCGAGGAAGAAGAAAAUGCUCUGUGCAGCUUGCAGACAUUAUUUGGAAGCAAGAUUUUUGACUAUAUGAUCGUGGUCUUCACGGGAGGGGAUGUAUUAGAAAAUGAUGGAGAUACACUCGACGAUUAUUUACGCGGUGAAUGUCCAAAGUCUUUGAAGCAAAUCCUCUCUUUGUGUGGGAAUCGCCGUGUUCUCUUUGACAACAAGACUUGGGACCAAAAGAAGCGAUCUGGGCAAGUUCGACAACUUCUAUCGUUUGUAAGCUUGAUAGUAUCGCAGAAUGGUGGGCAACCCUAUACACAUGAGUUAUUUGCAGAACUAAAGAAAGGAGCAAUGAAACUAGAUAGCGACCAAAGAAUGGUUGAUUCCUUGGAACUGGAAGGAUAUUCAGAAGGAAAAAUAUCAGAGCUUAAAAAGCAUAUGAAGCAGGCAUAUGAGGAUCAGCUAAAACAUAUUACUGAGAUGAUUGAGUCAAAGUUGAAGGAGGCAACUACAACGCUGGAGAAACGACUGGAAGAAGAGCAAGUUGCAAGAUUAAAAGCAGAAGAAAAUGCAAAGUUGGCUCAAGAGAAAUCAGCCGAUGAAAUACGAGAACUAAGGAAGCAUCUUAAGGAGGCGCAAGAAGAACUCCGCAAGCGAGGUGGUCAGGGUUGUGCUAUUCUAUGA
Medicago truncatula (barrel medic) is the source of this 1052-nucleotide messenger RNA. Its product is annotated as immune-associated nucleotide-binding protein 9. Gene Ontology annotation, molecular function: GTP binding. The coding region runs from base 6 to 1052 and encodes 348 amino acids. Lineage: Eukaryota; Viridiplantae; Streptophyta; Magnoliopsida; Fabales; Fabaceae. The transcript is spliced from 5 exons. The record is from RefSeq and is a predicted model, not a curated record.